Xyrauchen texanus (razorback sucker) is the source of this 4751-nucleotide messenger RNA. RefSeq names its product docking protein 1-like. Gene Ontology annotation, cellular component: cytoplasm. Bases 305 to 2128 code for a protein of 607 amino acids. Gene Ontology annotation, biological process: cell surface receptor protein tyrosine kinase signaling pathway; positive regulation of MAPK cascade. The transcript is spliced from 5 exons. NCBI's taxonomy places the organism in Eukaryota, Metazoa, Chordata, Actinopteri, Cypriniformes, Catostomidae. The record is from RefSeq and is a predicted model, not a curated record.
GAAACAGACGCUGGUGUUGCGGGUUGGCUUCCUUUAACGCGCGAGAAGGCAGAUAAAUCAGCACAAGCGUCGCGUGUCGAAGCUCAGGAUCAUCAAUAUGAAAACAGACCAUGACAUUUCGAUUUGUUUCAUCCAAACGUCCAAACUAGAUUGAUUUUUUAAUGAAUUACCGUCGAGGCGCUUGUGUAGCAAACGUUUGCCAAGCGGAAGUUCGCGCGGUAGGAAAUAAGAAAAAAGUCGACAAGACUGAAAAUCACCACUUUAUUGUUUAUUUGCUUCGAAGCGUGAUAGUAUUUAAAAAAAAAUGGACACUCACGUUAAGGAGGGACAACUCUAUGUCCAACACCAGAAGUUUGGGAAGAAAUGGAAGAAGAACUGGUUCGUACUCUACCCAGCCAGUCAAAAUGGCAUUGCACGGCUAGAGUUUUAUGAUUGUUCAGGCUGCGCCAGCGAUAAACCCAGCACUAAGAAAAUGGACAAGAAGAUAAUUCGUCUCUCAGAAUGCAUCAGCAUACUCCCUGCUGUCACUGAAACCUGCCUCAAAGAAAACAUGGCCGCCUUCUGUGUUGAGACCAAUGACAAGACUUAUGUCUUUGCAGCAGAGAAACACAUUACCAAUGAGUGGGUGGAGAAGAUGUGUGAGAUCGCUUUUCAGGGAGGGAGUCCUUCUCUUGGUAGUUCUGACUCCAAUGGACAGCAAAAGCUUCAAAUGGCAGAAAAUCUAAUUUAUUACUCCAGAGAAGAAGUUAAUGAAUUUUGGGUGAGUGUCCAGAGGACAGAAGCAUCAGAGCGCUGUGGUCUCUCUGGAAAUUACUGGCUUAGGGCUAAUAUUGACAGCCUUAUCCUAAAGGAGCCCAAGACUAAAAAGGAUUUGCUGGUAUGGCCCUACAAACUCCUCCGUCGCUAUGGAAGAGACCGGGUUAUGUUCUCUUUUGAGGCUGGGCGACGCUGUGAAUCCGGGCCAGGGAACUUUACCUUCGAGACAAAGCAGGGAAAUGAGAUAUUCCACAUUAUUGAAGAUUCCAUCCGUGAGCAUAAAGCCCAAGGUGAAGAGCGACACCAAAGCUGUCCAUCAUUAGAUGGUGACUGCCCAUCUCUCCUGCAAAUUCGUGCUGCAAUUUCAGAGGGAAACAGUCGUGAACCAGAUGGAGAUUCUGGUGGCAGCAAACCUGGAUCGGCAGAUGGAGUCUUUGGUCGAAAGGAAAACGAUGGGAAAAUUUUAAAAGGCCGAAGCCUACCAGAGCCUCCGGCUCCAGUUGGUGGGACACCACCACGAUCUCCCAUGCCUCGUGGAUCCAAAAGUGGACAACUGUUAGAGGACCUGGGGAGCCUGUACUCUGAGCCUGCCGACUCCGUCCGUCCGCCACCCUGUUUAGGAGAGUGUCUGUACUCUGACCCGGUGGAUAGUAUCAAAACUGUCAUCCCUACUCCCAGCCCACGCCUCAGGCCAUCUGGCGAUGAGGGGAUCCACCACCAGGGCACCAAGUUUGAACCAUUCUACGCAGACAUCUAUGAUCAGGUUAGUCUGGAAUUGUUGCAGAGGACAGGGGCAUUGGGACUUGAUGGGCAAAGCAGGCACCCUGCAGAUGGUGGUCCAACAGAGCACAUCUAUGAUGAGCCAGAGGGACGGGCAGGACCUCCAACUACACAGCCUAUUAUCACACUUUACGAUGAAGCGCGGUUGGACACACAUCCCUGGAGAACCAGGGGAUUGGAGGAGCCUCAAGGUCAUGAGGUGGCCUACAAUCCAAAUGUGGAUGAUUAUUCAGUCACUCAUUUUGGAAAAGCUCACCAACCAUUGCCUGUGCCCAGACUUAAAGGCCCCAAGCCUGUCACAGCACCAAAGCCAGGCAAAGUAGUACUGCCCAAAAAAGAUCCUCCACCGCUGCCUCAAUGUAAGGGCAGUACUAACCUGAACAACAAUAACAGUAGCAACAGCCAGGGGUUGACAGCGGUUGUCAUUGACAGUAGGGCUGGAGGAGUUGGUAGAGGAUUUGGUGCUGCUGAAAGGGCAGGUAAUAAUGUGGAUCUUUACAGUAAAGAUCCUAGACAUAGGCUUCCUGCAAAUGCUUGGCAUCCUACCAUGCAAACUCCAGACAUCAUCUAUGACAACUUGGGUGACAUUUGACCUAACCCUUGAAGACAUUAAAGCUGUCUGGUCUUUUUUUCCUCAGCCCUUUAGAUGUAAAACCAUAGUUGGAGGAAAUAUGCCCAUGGUUCACAAGGAAGACCUUGUGACCUUUUAUCUACCUGAACAUUUCAUUAGUAAUUUAGUCAUUGAUUGCAGCUGAUACCAAAAUUACUAUUGAGAGCUAGGGCUGUACAAACAGAAUGGUGGGGCUAGGGCUGUCUUUGCCACAAUGGUGGACUAAGGAACAACAGAAAACAGACCCCAACAUCUUUUUAUGUGGAUAAUGUCCUUUGAAAGGGCCUGUACUGGAAUAUGCCACAUUUUGCACUUAUCAAAUUCACAAAUUAGUCCUGUUUUGUAAAUCUGAGUCUGUGAUUGCAUGUCAAAAACUGUAAAAUAUUAUGAAGUAUAACUUCCCCAUGCAGUAGUAUUGAGUGUUUAGUGUUGAAGUCUAAACGUUAUCUAAUAAAUCCAACUUAAUGGUGUAUGUGCAGUAGAAAAAAGGUCAGUCACUGCACAAACAAACCUUGGAUAUUUUUGCAUGAAGAUUGUAGCAGAAAGGAUACUAAUCCACUGCUGUGCCUGUCUGUCUGUCUGUGUGUGUCGGCAGCUGUGCUGUUGUUUAACAUGAUAAUAAAAUAUUAUAGUAAAAGAGUCCAAAGACUCUACAUGCUCUUACUUUUCCUCAUGAAAAUAUACAUACCAAUAUAUGUAAUUCCAAGGAAAAUCUGGACUUGGUUUGUGGUGUCUUUAGUCAUUAAGAGGGCAUGAAAUUACCCUGAAUACCCUAUCCUUUAGUCACUGUCCCAUAUUCACCCCAUGCUCUUUUGUCCUGAACUGCAUUUGACAACUGAGGGAUAAUCCUGAUGCAAAGUGAAUAUUAACCAUCUGUUUAACAUUGGGGCCUUCAAAUGGCAGUUAAAUGUUGGCUGAGUUAAAAUGUGUCUGCCUGGCAGGGUUUGAAGGUACAGACUGUUCCCUGUCCCUGUCCUCGCUCAAUUCCUUUUGUCCUCUCUCCAGUCUCCCCUUCCACUGCUUAAUUUUUUUUCUUUUGAGUGGACUGCCAAAAUAUAAUCUAUUCAUCAAUUUAUUUUUAUUUUUUAUAAAAUAUGCAGUGCAGUUAAGCAGAAAUGCUGUGAAACUGUUGACAGAGCACAGUGCUUUUCAAAAGAAUACUUUAAUUUGGCCCAGGUUCUGCCAUACAGUUUACCACCAUACUAUGUAUGCAGGAUUAUGCAGAGCAACAUUAUCUGCUUAAACAGCAUAUUACUCUUAGAUAUUAAAAAAGUGCAUUGACUGCCUCUUUGCUCUUCUUAAAGAAAUGGUUCACCCAAAAAUUAUCCUUAUCCUCCUGUUAAAGAUGUCAGGCUGAAUGUGAGCCACGUUUGCUAUUCACUUGGAUUGUAUGGAAAAAAUAUGCAAUAAAUGUGAAUUGUGACUGAGGCUAACAUUCUGCCUUCUUUUGUGUUACACGAAAGACUAAAUCAUACGGGGUUUACAACAUGAGGUUGAGCAAAUUAUAACAAUUAAAAAUUUUGAAUGAACUAUCCCCCCAUUGUCAUUCAAUACAAUCUUAACAGAAUGUACCAGGUUCAAUACAAGUUCAAUCAACAGCAUUUGUGGCAUAAUGUUGAUUAAUUAUUUUGACUCGUCCCUCCUUUACUUAAAAAAAAAAAAUAAAGCAAAAAUCUGGAUUACAGUGAGGUACUUACAACGGAAGUGGGGCCAAUGUUUGUAGAUUUUAAAAGCAAAAAUAUGAAGCUUAUAACUUUAUAAAUAUCAAUUGCAUUUAUUCUUCUGUUAAAACUCGUGUAAUAUUUGAGCUGUAAAUUUGUUUAAAUUGUAAUUUUUACAGUCAUCAUGACAACGAAAUUGUAAAAUUGGCUAUAACUCCAAAAAGGUUAGUAAGCAAUUGUAUCACACUAAAAUCAUGUUAACACACAUAUCGUUUACAUCUUGUGGCUCUACUUUUGAAACAGUAUUUUAACAAAAAAUUGGCCCCGAUUCACUUCCGUCAUAAAGCCUCAUUGUAACCCAGAUUUUGAAAAUCGAUGGAGUCAAAAUUAUUUUUUGUUAAUCAACAUUAUGCUACCAAUACUGUCAAUUGAGCUUAACUUGUACUGAACUUGGAACAUUCCUUUAAUGAAGAUUUAACAUUAUUUGUCUUUUCGGAAAUUUCUUGUUGGAUAUAAUACAUUACAAACAUGCUGAGAAAAUAUUUGAGACAAGCAGAAUGUGGUGUAAACAUGCUUGAUCAUGCUAAAUGUAGAUCCUUUCUAUUUAAAGCUACAUUUUACCACCAAAGCUUGUGUCGUGAAAAGGUCACAUUAUCAAAGUUUCAGUUUUUGUAUCUUGCAGUUGAAGGUGCAAAUUGGUUCAGUUUGGAUGCAUUUCUCAUUUUAUACUAGUUCCUGUUUUCUAGAAUGUUCCGUUAAUGUUAUAGUUCCACUGGCCACUAAAUGCUUGGAUAACCAAAUUGAAAACAGAACUGAGCUAUUGCUCUCUGGAGUGUGAAGCAAACGAUGGGGAAGUUAAUUGUUUGCUUAAAAUGCUUAGUCUUACUACCAGAAUUCUAAGCAAUGUCACUAUUUGAAAUACAUCUGUACACCUAAAUAAACUU